ACGAAUUUGAUAAAAUGCGGGACGAAGAUCGAGUUGCUAUUCACGAAGCAAUGGAGCAACAAACCAUUUCUAUUGCCAAGGCCGGAAUAACUACUAUUUUAAAUUCACGUACCUCAGUAUUGGCUGCCGCCAAUCCAAUAUUUGGUCGUUAUGACGAUUUGAAAACACCAGGAGAGAAUAUAGACUUUCAAACUACGAUACUGUCAAGAUUUGAUAUGAUUUUCAUCGUGAGAGACGAACAUAAUGACCUGCGAGACCGGGAUAUCGCUCGUCAUGUGCUAACAAUUCACAUGCACCGUGCUCCCCCGGAACCCGCAGCAGGCGAAAUUGAUAUCGCAACGAUGAAAAAAUAUUUAGGUUACGCCCGACUAAAAUGCGCUCCAAGAUUAUCCGCAGAAGCCGCAGAAAAAUUAAGCAGCCAUUUUGUUUCUAUUCGAUCUGAAGUGAGAAGAAUUGAAGAAGACACCGGAACGAGAUCAACCAUCCCUAUCACAAUUAGGCAAUUGGAGGCUAUUGUUCGCAUUUCUGAAUCUUUAGCCAAAAUGACGUUGUCGCCACGAGUAACAGAACAACAUGUGGACGAGGCUAUACGUUUGUUCAAAAAAUCAACUAUGGACGCUUUGCAAUCAGGCGAAGUGGAGGGCAUUUCGCAAGCCCAAAUGGCGCGUGAAGUGAAAAAUGUGGAAAAGCAAAUUAAAGAUCGCAUUCCCAUAGGCUCGAGGGCUUCU
Acaulospora morrowiae is the source of this 728-nucleotide messenger RNA. The record is from the annotation of a GenBank genome assembly. NCBI's taxonomy places the organism in Eukaryota, Fungi, Glomeromycota, Glomeromycetes, Diversisporales, Acaulosporaceae.